UUUUUUUUUUUUUGAUACUUCAAUCCUCUCCUCCAAAAAACUCAACCCCUACAAGAGUCGGUAAAUCACAUGCUUUAAUCAUCUUCCUUUUCACAUUUUAUUACAUUCGAACCUACCAUUACAAAUCAGAGUAUUUCAACAUGGAGAAGCGCAGGACCUCACACAACAAACGCAACAACCAAGCACGACAACCCCGAGUCGGUGUGGAGGCUGCGGUCGUCUGGGGCGGAGCUUUGGCUAUCGCCGGUUUGAUAACUGCUUUCGCGUUGAAAAAAAGAAGACCAAGAAGAGAUCGGGAUAAAGGAAGCGGAACUGGCAGCCAAGUUCAAGGGCUGCCUUUAAUUCUUCAGAGUAAUCCAACCGAGAAUCACAGUUUCACCUUCCAUCAAAUAGCAAAGACGGAAGUAAUACAGACCAAAUCCUGUGAAUCUGUCUCUAUCCGGAGUUUGAACUCGGAAGAGAAAGCAGAGCUGUGUAUCAGCAAUGGCGAAGACGAGAAUAAUCCGAAGAUCACGCUCUAUAACAAUCGGAAUGAAGAUUCCGAAGAAAUCACGGAGGCCUGUCAUCAAGAAAUUCUUCUUUCCGAUGAUUCGGCAGAACAAAGCGUCACGUCUUCCGACGAUUGCAGCAACCUUGAAGAACUGAAAUUGAUUAUGAAUGACUCUGGAGAGGUUUUACAGUUGCUGAAAACCAAUGGAGUAAAGAACGAUGAAGAAGAAGAAGAUGAUGUUGAUAAUGAAGAAAAUAUAAAGGAGAAAGAGCAGGAGAGUUGUGAAGUGAGUGGGAGUUCUUCCAUGGAAUGUAACGACGAAGCAGUUUGGGCAGAAGAGACCACCGAAAUCUCAUCCCCUGAAUCCAAAUCUGAAUCGACCAUUGCAGACCAUCUAGUGGAAGAGACCGAUGAAGAAACGAGAAUAAAUGAAAACAGAGCAACAAGGGUGGAAAAUUCAAUGGUCAUUUUGAAUGAGGGAGAAACACAUGGGGAAGUUGUGAACGUGAUGAAGGAUGAAGAUGAAUGGUGGAGGAAGGGGCGAGCUCGGGUUCAAUCAGUCAUGGCGUUUCUGCUGCUACUGUUAGUAUUCCUUUAUUUGCUUGGUUACCUCUUUAAUGUUGAGACUCUUAGUGGGUUCAAAUGAAAGUCAACGGACACGAUCUUAUGCUCUGCUCUGAACAUGUAAAUUGGGUAUACAGAUGAAGAUGAUUUAUUUGUACACCGAAUAUAGUAAUUAUGAAUAAUUCUUACUUUUCAUGUAAGAAAUGGGAAAGAAUAUAAUAUGUUUAGGAACA
Messenger RNA from Carica papaya (papaya), 1287 nucleotides. RefSeq lists its product as uncharacterized. The record is from RefSeq and is a predicted model, not a curated record. Lineage: Eukaryota; Viridiplantae; Streptophyta; Magnoliopsida; Brassicales; Caricaceae.